GCGCUGAUAUCCACCACCAUGAGGUUGGCAAUACGGACAACCCCAGCGAUGCUGCUGGCUCGUCGCUGGUGUGCCAGUGCACGCUGCACACCACUGAGGCCAGCUGGCACACGCACAGCAGCACAGCCGCCUUGUGCGGUGUCUUUGCAGACACACGGGAUUGCCCGGGGGUGCGGCCGCGCUGUUGUGAUGCCACACGUGCACCGCCGCAGCAUGCACGAUGAGCCGUCACUGAAGGACGAGGCUGUGCGCGCAUAUCUGGACCGCGUGUUGGAGCGGAGGCGCGAUCUGCAGACCACUAUCGUCCGCCUGGCAGAGGAAGGUGAUUCUGAAAGCGUCGUGGAGAAGACGCAGCUGCUAGCAAAGACAGACGCGCUGGCCGAGGCUGCCAGUGCCUGGUUUGAUCUCUCCAAGGAAAUGGAGGAGCUUGAACACAUGCAAAGAACAGAGACGGAUCCCGAUCUCAAAGCAAUGGCUGUCAGCGAGCUCAAGGAGGUGCGUGCGCGGGCCCCCGAGGUGGAGCAGCUGCUGCUUUCAGCGAUGGUCCCGCACGACGACGCCGACGACGGCAGUGCCAUUGUUGAGAUUCGCGCGGGAACCGGCGGCACAGAGGCCGCCAUAUUCGCCAAGGACUUGUACAAGCUGUACCAGCACCUGGCUGUGCGGCGCGGGUGGCGUGUACAGGAGAUGACGACGAGCUACACAGAGGGUGUUGGCUCUGACGACGGUCUCAAGGAGGUGACCUUCUCCGUCAACGGCCAGGACGCGUUUGGAUCCCUCAAGUUUGAGAGUGGGGUGCACCGUGUGCAACGAGUGCCGAUCACGGAAGCAGCGGGACGCAUCCACACGAGCACAGCAACAGUCGCCGUCCUCCCACAGGCGUCAGAGGUGACGGUGUCGAUUCACGAGCGGGACAUCAAGAUGGACACGUACCGGUCUGGCGGCGCCGGCGGGCAGCACGUCAACACCACCGACAGCGCCGUGCGCCUCACACACAUCCCAACAGGCAUUGUCGUUGCUGUCCAGUCAGAACGCUCCCAGCACAGGAACCGGGAUGUGGCGAUGAAGAUGAUUCGUGCGCGUGUGUACCAGCAGGAGCGCGAGAAAGCGCAGCUCGAACGCGCAGAACAGCGACGCGCCCUGAUUGGAGGAACGCCUGGCUCGCGCUCUGAUCGAAUUCGCACAUACAAUUUCCCGCAGGACCGCGUCACAGACCACCGCGUGAAUGUGCGGGCGUCGCUGUCGAGCGUGCUUGAGGACGACGGCCUGGACGGGAUCAUCUCAUCGCUUCGCCAGCACGACAACAUGGAGCGACUGCUGCACGUCUUGGAGGAGGACGCCGCUACACCACACACACACAGCGCUUAGCAUCAUCGUUACAGUGGCACGGGCUGUGUGUGUGUCCGUUUGUGCGUGUGUGUGCAUGUGUGUGCGCGCGUUUCUGUCUGUGUAAGCUUACAUUUAUGCGCCGCACACACACACACACCCUCGCUCAUAUGAUCAC
Messenger RNA from Salpingoeca rosetta, 1504 nucleotides. RefSeq names its product peptide chain release factor 2. Bases 19 to 1368 code for a protein of 449 amino acids. The transcript has 9 exons. Gene Ontology annotation, molecular function: translation release factor activity. The record is from RefSeq and is a predicted model, not a curated record. Gene Ontology annotation, biological process: translational termination. Lineage: Eukaryota; Choanoflagellata; Craspedida; Salpingoecidae.